Molecule: messenger RNA, 1339 nt
Organism: Anoplophora glabripennis (Asian longhorned beetle)
Lineage: Eukaryota; Metazoa; Arthropoda; Insecta; Coleoptera; Cerambycidae
Exons: 7
Coding region: 229-1248 (339 amino acids)
Biological process (GO): positive regulation of protein autophosphorylation; positive regulation of cell population proliferation
Cellular component (GO): membrane
Molecular function (GO): growth factor receptor binding; growth factor activity
Source: RefSeq, a predicted model, not a curated record
GUUUUUUUUUGCGAGACAAAUUCUUCUAGUGUACGGACAACUCUAGGUCCUUCUCCACUGUGAAUGGUUUGGGAACUUGACCAUCAACGCAAAAGCAAGGCAAGUGUUAAUAUUUUGCCUCAGCCUGGCUUGUGCAUCUAUCCACUGCGGUCAGUGUAAGACUAGCUACUACGGUGUAGCAUUCGCAAGGUGUAUGUGUGACAAUUGAAUCCGUAAAUGUAAACAAACAUGAUCGGUUUCGAAUUAAUUGUGCUAGUGACGGUGUGCUCUCUCCUCCGGGUCAACAGCGAAGAAACGAAAAUUGGGACAGGACACCCAGAUGAAACGAGUAGAAUAAUGUUCCCUAACGACUUCUUGCUCGAGAAUUACCAGCGUCAUCACCAUCACAUUGAAGACCCCAGGAGAAGCAGAACUCCAUAUAGUGGCAUUCUUCCUCGCAGGGAAGAGGAAUUGCGACCUGGUGACGAUGAAGAAGACUACAAUGACGAAUUGACGAAUUAUUAUAAAAAUUCUUCAAGCAACAAGAUUCCUCUGGAUUUUAUUAUGGACAUUAACAAAUAUAAUGUAAGUGACCUGCUCCUAAAUUUUGUGGAAGGAGAUACAGACUACGAAGACAUAUUUGUGCAGAAUAGAUUUGGUGAAGACUACGAAGCCAGAAGUGCCGCAGUUACCCCUAAAGCGGCCGGAUGCACACCCGAACUAAAGACAGUGUCGCUUGCUACAACUGACGAUCCGAGCAUUUUAUACAUCCCACAAUGCACUAAAGUUGAAAGGUGUGGGGGAUGUUGCUCUCAUGAUUUACUGUCUUGCCAACCUCAAGAAAUCGAAACCUUAACUUUUAAGGUCACGAAAACCCAAUACAAACCAGACACCAGGAAAUUGAAAUAUGUGGGGAAAGAAAUUGUUACUGUGGAAAAACAUAAUAAGUGUAAAUGUGAUUGUAAAAUCAAGGAAGAGGUACUUAUAGCGAACUGCAAUAAAUAUCAAGAAUACAGACCGUCCCUAUGCCGAUGCAUCUGCACCAAUAGCGACGAGGAAACAAAAUGUUAUAAAAGCUCAAAAAAGCUGUGGAAUUCCGAAUUAUGUGCCUGCCAAUGCAGAGAGGUCCUACAGUGCUCGACGGGGUACUAUUUUGAUCAGAUCGAAUGCAAAUGCAUGCCUAAUCCUAAGAGACGUUUCGCUAAUUACAAUAGACGAGGUUAUGUACCUGAAUCGGAACCGGUCCCACCUUUACCAGUAGAUGACUGACUGUUACGAUGUAAAAUUUGUGUGGGUUAUGUUGCUUGCCAUUGUGAUAUUUAAUACUUACUUUAUCGAAAUAAAUGUAUAUACGUAAAAA